Phasianus colchicus (ring-necked pheasant) is the source of this 6642-nucleotide messenger RNA. The record is from RefSeq and is a predicted model, not a curated record. NCBI's taxonomy places the organism in Eukaryota, Metazoa, Chordata, Aves, Galliformes, Phasianidae.
AGAGCUCAAGGGGAAUGUGGGGGGUGGGGGGUCCCAGUGGUGUUAUGGAAGUUCUGGGGGGAGUCCCAGUGGGUCAUAGAGGUGGUGAGGAGAGUCCCAAAGGGGAUGUGGGGGGUCUGGGGGCAUCUGAGGGGCUAUGGGACGUCUUUAGGAAGAUUUGGGAAUGGGGGGUUUCCUCAAAGGUGUGUGGGGGGGUCUCAGUAUAUUGGGGGGGGGGUCAUUGCUCACCCCACUGACAAACCCUCCCCCACAGGCCCCCCCAAGGGGCUGUCACCUUUGGCCGAAGCCAUGGGGCAGCCCCUGGGGUGGUCAGGAACAGAAAGCAACGGGGGGGUAACAGACGGUGGGACCCCCCCGGGGCAACGGCACCGCCGUCCCCCCCACACCAAACACAAGGGACAGGGAACAGGGGGGGUCCAUCGCUCCCCCCGCGCCCUGUUCUGCCUCCGCCUCAACAACCCCAUCCGCAGAGCAGCCAUCAGCAUCGUGGAGUGGAAGCCCUUCGACAUCCUCAUCCUCGCCACCAUCUUUGCCAACUGUGUGGCGCUGGGGGUCUACAUCCCCUUCCCUGAGGAUGACUCCAACGCUGCCAACCACAACCUGGAACAAGUGGAGUAUGUUUUCCUCAUCAUCUUCACGGUGGAGACGUUCCUGAAGAUCAUUGCCUACGGGCUGGUGCUGCACCCCAGCGCCUACAUCCGCAACGGCUGGAACCUCCUCGACUUCGUCAUCGUCAUCGUGGGGCUUUUCAGCGUCAUCCUGGAGCAGGUGUCCCACAAACCCGGUGAAGCUCACCACAUGAGCGGCAAACCGGGCGGCUUCGACGUCAAAGCUCUGCGCGCCUUCCGUGUCCUGCGGCCCCUCCGCCUCGUCUCCGGCGUUCCCAGCCUCCACAUCGUCCUCAACUCCAUCAUGAAGGCCAUGGUGCCGCUGCUGCACAUCGCCCUGCUGGUGCUGUUCGUCAUCAUCAUCUACGCCAUCAUCGGCCUCGAGCUCUUCAUCGGCCGCAUGCACAAGACCUGUUUCUUCAUUGGUUCUGACCUGGAAUCGGAGGACGACCCCUCCCCCUGUGCUUUUUCGGGGCACGGCCGGGCCUGCUUGCAGAACAACACGGAGUGCAGGGGCCGCUGGGAGGGCCCCAACGGUGGCAUCACCAACUUUGACAACUUCUUCUUCGCCAUGCUCACCGUCUUCCAGUGCAUCACCAUGGAGGGGUGGACCGAUGUCCUCUAUUGGAUGCAGGAUGCCAUGGGCCACGAGCUGCCCUGGAUUUACUUCGUCAGCCUCGUCAUCUUCGGCUCCUUCUUCGUCCUCAACUUGGUGCUGGGGGUGCUGAGCGGGGAGUUCUCCAAGGAACGUGAGAAGGCCAAAGCACGCGGUGACUUCCAGAAGCUGCGGGAGAAGCAGCAGCUGGAGGAGGACCUGCGGGGCUACAUGGACUGGAUCACGCAGGCUGAGGACCUGGAAGGGGAUGAGGACGAGCACGAGAAGCACCGCCUGACCGCCGAGGAGCUGAUGGGGAAGAGAAAACCUCGCCUCAAGUGGCUGCGCCACGCCAGCCACUCCACCGACACCCACGCCAGCCUCCCCGGCAGUGAGACGACGUCGGUGAACACCGAGACGGCAGGAGAGGAGGAGGCACAGCCCAACGCCUGCGACCGCUGCCUGGGCAAAAUUACCAAGACAAAAUUUUGGCGCCGCCUGCGCCGCCUGAACCGGGUUCUGCGCCGGCGGUGCCGCGGGGCGGUGAAAUCCGUUUCCUUCUACUGGACUGUGCUGCUCCUCGUCUUCCUCAACACCCUCACCAUCGCCUCCGAGCACCACGGGCAGCCCCAGUGGCUCACCGAGACGCAAGCCUACGCCAACAAAGCCCUGCUCUCCCUGUUUGCUGCCGAGAUGGUUCUGAAGCUGUACGCCCUGGGGCCCUCCUGCUACUUCGCCAGCUUCUUCAACCGCUUCGACUGCUUCGUGGUGUGCGGCGGGGUGUUGGAGACAGCGCUGGUGGAGCGCGGUGCCAUGGAGCCCCUGGGCAUCUCCGUGCUGCGCUGCGUGCGCCUGCUGAGAGUCUUCAAGGUCACCAGGCACUGGGCGUCGCUGAGCAACCUGGUGGGCUCGCUGCUGAACUCCAUGAAGUCCAUCGCGUCGCUGCUGCUGCUGCUCUUCCUCUUCAUCAUCAUCUUCGCACUGCUGGGCAUGCAGCUCUUCGGCGGCCGCUUCAGCUUCGACGAGACGCAGACCAAGCGCAGCACCUUCGACACCUUCCCCCAGGCCCUGCUCACCGUCUUCCAGAUCCUAACUGGGGAGGACUGGAACGCGGUGAUGUAUGAUGGGAUCAUGGCUUAUGGCGGGCCUGUCUUCCCUGGGAUGCUCGUCUGCGUCUACUUCGUCAUCCUCUUCAUCUGUGGGAACUGUGAGUGGGCACUGGGAACACUGGGAGCACUGGGAGGGGGCACUGGGAGCACUGUGGGAACUGUGAGGGAGUGGGGGGUGUACUGGGAGCACUGGGAGGUGCUGACCUGUGCUCUGGGCAGGCUGCGGGUGCGGUGCCACGCUCUCAUCCACCACCAUGUCUUCACCAACCUCAUCCUCGUCUUCAUCAUCCUCAGCAGCGUCUCGCUGGCCGCCGAGGACCCCGUGCGCGCCCACUCGCCCCGCAACCACAUCCUGGGCUACUUCGACUAUGCCUUCACCUCCAUCUUCACUGUGGAGAUCCUGCUGAAGAUGACGGCCUUCGGCGCCUUCCUGCACAAAGGCUCCUUCUGCCGCAACUGGUUCAACCUCCUCGACCUGCUGGUGGUCGGCGUCUCCCUCGUCUCCUUUGGCAUCCACUCCAGUGCCAUCUCAGUGGUGAAGAUCCUACGGGUUCUGCGCGUCCUGCGGCCCCUGCGAGCCAUCAACCGUGCCAAGGGCCUCAAGCACGUGGUGCAGUGCGUCUUCGUGGCCAUCCGCACCAUCGGCAACAUCAUGAUUGUCACCACGCUGCUGCAGUUCAUGUUUGCCUGCAUCGGGGUGCAGCUCUUCAAGGGCAAGUUCUACAGUUGCACCGAUGAGGCCAAGCACACACCUGGGGAGUGCAAGGGCACCUUCCUGGUGUACAAGGACGGGGACGUGUCCCACCCGUCGGUGCGCGAGCGCCUGUGGCACAACAGCGACUUCAACUUCGACAACGUGCUGGCAGGCAUGAUGGCCCUCUUCACCGUCUCCACCUUCGAGGGGUGGCCCGCGCUGCUGUACAAAGCCAUCGACGCCAACGCGGAGGACCAGGGCCCCAUCUACAACUACCGGGUGGAGAUCUCCAUCUUCUUCAUCGUCUACAUCAUCGUCAUCGCCUUCUUCAUGAUGAACAUCUUCGUCGGCUUCGUCAUCAUCACCUUCCGUGCCCAGGGCGAGAGCGAGUACCGCAACUGCGAGCUGGACAAGAACCAGCGGCAGUGUGUGGAGUACGCGCUGAAGGCGCAGCCGCUGCGGCGCUACAUCCCCAAGAAUCGCACCCAGUACCGCGUCUGGGCCAUGGUCAACUCCACUGCCUUCGAGUACAUCAUGUUCGUCCUCAUCCUGCUCAACACCAUCGCCCUGGCUGUGCAGCACUAUGAGCAAUCCAAGCCCUUCAACUACGUGAUGGACCUUCUCAACAUGGUGUUCACUGGGCUCUUCACCGUGGAGAUGGUGCUCAAGAUCAUCGCCUUCAAACCACGGCAUUACUUCUGUGAUGCCUGGAACACCUUUGAUGCCCUCAUCGUGGUGGGCAGUGUGGUGGACAUCGCCGUCACUGAGGUCAACAACGGGGGUCACGUCGGUGAGAGCUCAGAGGACAGCUCCCGCAUCUCCAUCACCUUUUUCCGCCUGUUCCGUGUCAUGAGGUUGGUGAAGCUGUUGUCCAAAGGCGAGGGCAUCCGCACGCUGCUCUGGACCUUCGUCAAGUCCUUCCAGGCCUUGCCCUACGUCGCGCUGCUCAUCGCCAUGAUCUUCUUCAUCUACGCCGUCAUUGGCAUGCAGACCUUUGGGAAGGUGGCCCUGCAGGAUGGAACCCAGAUCAACCGUAACAACAACUUCCAGACCUUCCCCCAGGCCGUGCUGCUGCUCUUCAGGUGUGCCACGGGGGAGGCCUGGCAGGAGAUCAUGCUGGCCAGCCUGCCCGGCAAGCGCUGCGACCCCGAGUCGGACGCGGGACCCGGCGAGGAGUUCACCUGCGGCAGCAACUUCGCCAUCGUCUACUUCAUCAGCUUCUUCAUGCUCUGCGCCUUCCUGAUCAUCAACCUCUUCGUGGCCGUCAUCAUGGACAACUUCGACUACCUGACACGGGACUGGUCCAUCCUCGGCCCCCACCACCUGGAUGAGUUCAAGCGAGUCUGGUCCGAGUACGACCCUGCUGCCAGGGGCCGCAUCAAGCACCUGGACGUGGUGACGCUGCUGCGCCGCAUCCAACCCCCGCUGGGCUUUGGGAAGCUGUGCCCGCACCGUGUCGCCUGCAAGCGCCUGGUGGCCAUGAACAUGCCCCUCAACUCGGAUGGCACCGUCACCUUCAACGCCACGCUGUUCGCCCUGGUCCGCACCUCCCUCAAGAUCAAGACGGAAGGGAACCUGGAUGUGGCCAACAAGGAGCUGAGGGCUGUCAUCAAGAAGAUCUGGAAGCGGACGAAGCCCAAGCUGCUGGAUGAGGUCAUCCCGCCUCCUGAGGAGGAGGAGGUGACCGUGGGGAAGUUCUACGCCACUUUCCUCAUCCAGGAUUAUUUCCGCAAGUUCCGGCGGCGGAAGGAGCGCGGGAUGCUGGGCCCCAGCGCCAGCCCCAGCAACGAACGCGCCCUGCAGGCCGGGCUGCAGACCCUGCAGGCGUUGGGCCCCGAAAUGCGGCGGGCGCUGAGCUGUGACCUGGGGGAGGACGGAGGAGGGGGAGCGGAGGAGGAAGAGGAGGAGGAAGAGCAGCUGACCUACGCCGCACCCGAGGCUCUGUAUGGCUCCGCCCCCGACUCCCCGGGGAGGGGAGACGCUCCCAAGGCCCCCCCCAGCCCCAGCGAAGGGGAGGAGCCCGCAGCCCCCCCCCACGGCGUCACCCAGCGGCACGGGGGCAGGCGGCAGCACCCGGCUGGGGGUCCCGGCCCCCUCCCCGCCGCGGGGCAGGAGGAGCCCCCCGAGGAGCGGGAGGAGCCGGGGGACGUCGGAGGCGAGGAGGAGGCGCAGGGAGCGGCCCCACGGCUGCCGUGGGCAGCGGACGGGUACGGAUGGGGGGCUGUGGGGGGCGGGGGCCCCUCCGGAGCCCUCCGCAACGCGUCCUCGUGUCUGUCCGUCCUUUCUCCCCCCCGCUCCAGGCUGCCGGGACCCACAGCUGCCCCCCAGCCCCCGCGCUGGGCAGGGGCAGCUCAGAGGGGGGGAUCGCUGCCGCUGCCCAGCCGGCACUUCGCGCUGCGCGGCCCCGGGGGAACCAUGGAGGGGCAGCAGCUGAAACGGCGCCGGCUGCUGCCGCCGACCCCGGCCGGCCGGAAGCCAUCUUUCACCAUCCAGUGCCUGAGGCGCCAGGGGAGCUGCGAGGACGAACCCAUCCCAGGCACCUACACCCCAUCUGGGCCACCGGGUCCAGCCAGGCCGCAGGGCUACGGCAGCUCCGAGACGUGGCGCCUGGGCUCCUCCUCCCACGCCUGGGCCACGGCUCCCGCACGCGGCCACGUCCUCUACGCUCCCCUCAUCCUGGUGGAAGGAGGAGGACCCCCGGGGGGGUCGGGGGGCGGCAGCCUCCCCCCGCUGUCCCGCUGGUUCCCCUCAGGGUCCCUCCGGCUGCGGGAGCCGCUGGGCCGCGGGUCGGCCGACAGUUUGGUGGAGGCUGUUCUGAUCUCGGAAGGGUUGGGGUUAUUCGCCCGCGACCCCAAAUUCGUGGCGGUGGCCAAGCGGGAGAUCGCGGAUGCGUGCGAGAUGACGAUGGACGAAAUGGAGAGCGCUGCUGCAGACCUGCUGACCAGGAGGCACCGAGGCCCACCCCCACCCCACAGCACCGCUGCUGCCGUCUACAGCGACGAGGAGACGCUGCGGGCAGCGCCCGGGGAGGAGGAGCUGGCAGAUGAGAUGGUGUGCGUGGGGGGACCCUAAAUGGGGGAGGGCUGGGGGGGGGUGGAUCAAGAAGGGGGGCUGUACUUCAACAGAGCGGUGUUUUGCAUCAAAAAGUGGUGGUUGGUGUGAAAAGAGGGGGGGGGUUUGGCCUGAAGGGUGCUGUGGGAGGUGGCAAGGGGGGUGUGUGGACUCAAAGGGGGGGGGUUGGCUCGAAGAGGGGCGUUUAAACUCAAAGGAGCGGCAUCUGAUCUGAAAUCAGGGGUGUUUUGCCUCAAAGAGGGGUGUUCAAUAUCUGAAGAGUGAUGUUCUGUCUCAAAGAGGGGCCUUUAACCUCAAAAACACAGGGCUUUCCUAAAAAGAGUGGUGCUUUGCCUCAAAGAGGGGUAUUUCACCCCAAAACUGCGGUGCUUUGCCUCAAAAAUGUUUUUUUUUUAACCUUGGAAAGGGGAAUUUCUACCUCAGACAAUAGUGGUGGAGAGCAGAACAGGAGAAAGGGGUGGUGAAUGCCGCCAAAGGGCUUUUCACCUCCACAAAGAAUCACAGAAUCACAGAAUCAUAGGGGUUGGAAGGGACCUCCAGAGAUCAUCGAGUCCAACCCCCCUG